AUGAUCGUGGACAAGCUACUUGACGACAGCCGUAGCGGAGAGGGGCUGCUGGACGCGGCCGGCGACUGCGGCCUCAUGACCAGCCCGCUCAACCUGGCCUACUUCUACGGCGCGUCCCCGCCGGCCGCGGCGCCCGGGCCCUGCGACCCCAGCGGCCUGUCGUCGGGGCCUUCGGCUCCGGGCUCGCCCGGCUCGGACUCCUCGGACUUCUCCGUGUCGUCCGUGUCCUCCUGUGGGGCCGUGGAGUCCCGGCCGAGAGGCGGCCCCCGCGCCGAGCGGCAGCAAGUUGAGCCCCAUAUGGGGGUUGGAAGGCAGCAGAGAGGACCCUUUCAAGGUGUUCGUGUGAAAAACUCGGUGAAGGAACUCCUGUUGCACAUCCGAAGUCAUAAACAGAAGGCUUCAGGCCAAGCUGUGGAUGAUUUUAAGACACAAAGUGUGAAUGCAGAACAAUUCACAGAACUGAAGAACACAGGAUCAUAUAGUGGAAAAAGGAAAGGCCCUGAUUUGUUGACUGAUGGACCAGCUUGCAAAAGGCCAGCUCUCUUGCAUACCCAGUUCUUGACUCCACCCCAAACACCAACCCCAGGGGAGAGCAUGGAAGAUGUUCAUCACAAUGAAUCCAGACAUGAUAGCACUGCUGAUCUGCUUCAGAACAUUAUCAACAUUAAGAAUGAAUGCAGCCCCAUUUCCCUGAACACUGUCCAAGUUAGCUGGAUGAACCCUGUGAUCGUCCCUCAGAGUUCCCUCGGAGAGCAGUGUCAGGACUUCCACAGAGGGCAGCUCUUCUCCCCACCUCAGAAAUACCAGCCUUUCCAAGUCAGUGGCUCUCCACAAAUGAUGGAUCAGGCUUCCUUGUACCAGUAUUCUCCACAGAAUCAGGAUGUGCAGCAGCAGCAGCAGCAGCAGCAACAACAACAACAACAACAACAUCACUAUACCCACAGCUCAAAUCUGGACUAUAGUCCUUAUUCCAGCACUCAGUCCCCCAGCUAUGAAGAAAAUGUCUUUGAUGUUCAGGAACCUCAUUUCUGCCCAGACCAAAGUUUUUCGCCUCUUCUUAGUAAUCAGAGGGAAUCUGAAAAUAUUGCUGUUCCCAUUCAGACUGCCCCUAAUGUUCAGCAACAAAAUGAUGUCCACCUGCAGAACUUUAGCAUGAUGCCAAACAGUGCCUGUGAGGCCAUGAGUGGGCAUGAUGCAGGCUCUUCCCCCAUGAACACUUCACUGCCAUUCCAAAACAUUGCUGGAAAUGCAAUGAACACCACACAGUUAGGAAAGUCAUUUUUCCAGUGGCAAGUAGAACAGGAGGAAAGCAAAUUGGCAAAUAUUUCCCAAGACCAGUUUCUUGCAAAGGAUGCAGAUGGUGACACGUUCCUCCAUAUUGCUGUAGCCCAAGGGCGAAGGGCACUCUCCUAUGUCCUUGCAAGGAAGAUGAAUGCACUUCACAUGCUGGAUAUUAAAGAGCACAAUGGACAGAGUGCCUUUCAGGUGGCAGUAGCUGCCAAUCAGCACCUCAUUGUGCAGGACCUGGUGAACCUUGGGGCCCAGGUGAACACCACAGACUGCUGGGGAAGAACACCUCUGCAUGUCUGCGCUGAGAAGGGCCACUCCCAGGUGCUUCAGGCAAUUCAGAAGGGAGCUGUGAAGAGCAAUCAGUUUGUGGAUCUUGAGGCAACCAACUAUGAAGGCCUGACUCCUCUCCACUGUGCGGUUGUAGCUCACAAUGCUGUGGUGCAUGAGCUUCAGAGAAACCAACAACCCCACUCACCUGAAGUUCAGGAGCUCUUACUGAAGAAUAAGAGUCUAGUUGACACCAUUAAGUCCCUGAUUCAAAUGGGAGCAGCAGUGGAAGCUAAGGAUCGUAAAAGUGGUCGCACAGCCUUGCACUUGGCAGCUGAAGAAGCAAAUCUGGAACUCAUUCGCCUCUUUUUAGAGCUUCCUAGUUGCCUCUCUUUUGUGAAUGCAAAGGCUUACAAUGGAAAUACUGCCCUCCAUGUUGCUGCCAGCUUGCAGUAUCGGGUGACCCAGUUGGAUGCAGUCCGCUUGCUUAUGAGAAAGGGAGCAGACCCCAGUACUCGGAACUUGGAGAAUGAACAGCCAGUGCAUUUAGUUCCUGAUGGUCCUGUGGGAGAACAGAUCCGACGUAUCCUGAAGGGAAAGUCCAUUCAGCAGAGAGCCCCACCUUAUUAG
This is a messenger RNA of Elephantulus edwardii (Cape elephant shrew), 2187 nucleotides long. RefSeq names its product NF-kappa-B inhibitor zeta-like. Gene Ontology annotation, cellular component: nucleus. The record is from RefSeq and is a predicted model, not a curated record. Gene Ontology annotation, molecular function: POU domain binding; DNA binding. Gene Ontology annotation, biological process: regulation of gene expression. NCBI's taxonomy places the organism in Eukaryota, Metazoa, Chordata, Mammalia, Macroscelidea, Macroscelididae. The transcript is spliced from 12 exons. The coding region runs from base 1 to 2187 and encodes 728 amino acids.